Molecule: messenger RNA, 1824 nt
Organism: Pteronotus mesoamericanus
Lineage: Eukaryota; Metazoa; Chordata; Mammalia; Chiroptera; Mormoopidae
Product: cytochrome b5
Exons: 5
Coding region: 148-552 (134 amino acids)
Cellular component (GO): intracellular membrane-bounded organelle; endoplasmic reticulum membrane
Molecular function (GO): heme binding
Source: RefSeq, a predicted model, not a curated record
CCGUCCCCCUCGGUGGCGCCUGUCGUCCAGCCCCGGGCGCCGGGCCGGGACCUAGGGAAUGCCCCGGCCCUAGCUCGUUGAAACGCCCGCUGUGAGCGGACCGGCUCAGCUGGUGUGUGCAGGGCCUGCAGCUCGCCGCGUUCCGAAAUGGCCGAGACGUCGGACAAGGCCGUCACGUACUACACCUUGGAAGAGAUCAAGAAGCACAACCACAGCAAGAGCACCUGGCUGAUCCUGCAUAACAAAGUGUACGAUGUGACCAAGUUUUUGGAGGAGCACCCUGGUGGGGAAGAAGUCUUGCGGGAACAAGCCGGGGGCGAUGCUACCGAGAACUUCGAGGACAUUGGGCACUCCACGGAUGCCCGAGAGCUGUCCCAGACGUACCUCAUCGGGGAGCUGCAUCCAGAUGACUGGUCAAAGAUUCAGAAGCCUGUGGAAACUCUCAUCACUACAGUUGACUCUAAUUCCAGCUGGUGGACCAACUGGGUGAUCCCAGCCAUCUCAGCGCUGGCCGUGGGCCUGAUGUACCACGUAUACAUGUCAGAAGACUAGCCCCUCCCCAGAAGCCAAUGAAAGGACAGACUGCUUUGGAUCGGAAAGAAUGAGGCCCAAGGUCGCGCCUUCAACUGACAGAAGCCUUCACCGGGAAAAUAAUUGUAACACACCCAUUUCCCUUUCCUCCUCCGUUAGAAACAAACCAAACCCAAAGGAACCAUUCUCUCCUCUCCCCUCUUGAACUUUCGCGAGGUGCCUUUUUCUUUAUUAACUUUAUUUCGCUGUUCGAUGACUACAUAAUUCACUUACUGUUGAUCUUCUAAAAAUAUGUCUGGCUUUUCAAAUAUACCACCGCGUGUGCCUGUCGAAUGGAUGUGUGACUGUCUUUAGUGUUUAAAUCUCCGACUGUUUAGCAGAGUCAUGCAGUGUGCCAAUCAUUCAGGCCCACGUGGUCUAUAUGGCGUGAGGAAGAGAAUAUCUAGUUGAAUGACUAGGUAUUGUAUGAUUCCAGUUUAGUUUCUUUUCCAAGGAAAUUAAGAAAAGGCCUGGAAAUGAUAGUGUAAGGAUUUCUAAACAAUUAUUCUUCCUGAAACAGGUGGUCAAAAGAGAAAGGGGCCUAUAGAAUGUAGAAAAGAGACUGCUUCUCUUCUUUUAGUAAAAAGCACCAACAACAAACAAGCAGACAAACUUGUGAACCAUGAGGACAUGUCAACAGUCUCUUCUCUCUGCUCAAAAAUACCAUUGCAAGGAAGUUUUCAGUUAUAUAGGUUCUCAAGUUUUAAAAAUUGCCCAUUUGGUGGCGAAAACUGUUUAUGUGUUCUUCUAAGGAAAUGCCAAUUUCCUAACCCAUGGAAACACAUAUUUGAAAGAGAUUGUGGGACAUUUGGAAUCUGAUUUUUGAAGACCUUGACCUGUUAGCGAUGAGCGGGGGCGGGGGAAGGGAUUCUAGCACCACUGGGAACGCUGGGUCACACACCUUCGGUUCUCUCUCUGCCCCAGGCCUUUUGCCUUUUCCCUGUGGAGGUUUGGGGGAUGCGUUUGUAGUUUUCCGAUCUCUGUAGUUAGCUAAGCUUGUGCAAGUUUCCAUGGGAUCGCUAGCUGCUGCUGAACGCUGGAGCUCUUCAGAAAUCAUUGACACCUUGGAAAGGAAGCGUUUUAUUAUAGAGUAUAAAUUUUUGUAACCACUGACAUGGUAUGCCCUUUUGCCUCUUUUGGCACUGAAAGUUAGAGUGAACCUUCGGGGUGAGGAAAGGUGCCGCACCACGUGGGGAAGCACCCUGCAGAGGAACCCUGGAUUCCGGUUUCAAUAAACGCAUGCCUGGAACAAAA